AUGGGCCGUAUCGCCAUCGCCAACAGGGCGGCCGAUGUGAGGAAGACUCUCGAAGACUCUCGCAAGAAAAGGGGUGCGAUCUGCGUUGGAUCCAGCUGCCUCCAGUCACAUUCCUCGACCAAGUCAGCAUCACCCGUUGAGUACGGAUACGUCCAAGGAGUAGAGCAUCUCAGCGACUACCGGCCGGGCGGCUAUCAUCCAAUCUACAUCAAUGAUCGACUUGACAAACGAUAUCGAAUCGUUCACAAGCUCGGCCACGGCACCUUCUCCACUGCCUGGCUUGCCAUCGACGAGAAGGCAUCAAGAUAUGUCGCCAUCAAAGUCGGCACCGCGGACGCGAAGCAUGCCGAAUUUGAUAUUCUAUCCCAGCUCACACAGAGCGUCACAAGCUGUAGCGACACGGAAGACGAGCUGUCGCAGAUUCCCAUCGUUCUUGAUCGCUUCGAUCUCAGCGGGCCCAAUGGUACCCAUUCGUGCCUCGUAGCCCUUCCGGCACGGUGUAGCUUGCGGGACGCAAGGGAGGCAUCAGGCAGUUCCUUAUUUCAGCUUGAUGUUGCCAGAUCUCUUGCUGCACAACUGGUCCUGGCCGUAUCACUCGUCCACUCGCAGGGCUAUGCCCAUGAAUGGAUCAAAGUAGCGUAG
This is a messenger RNA of Verticillium dahliae VdLs.17, 642 nucleotides long. RefSeq names its product protein kinase domain-containing protein. Lineage: Eukaryota; Fungi; Ascomycota; Sordariomycetes; Glomerellales; Plectosphaerellaceae. The transcript is spliced from 2 exons. The coding region runs from base 1 to 642 and encodes 213 amino acids. Gene Ontology annotation, molecular function: protein kinase activity; ATP binding. Gene Ontology annotation, biological process: spliceosomal complex assembly; regulation of mRNA processing; protein phosphorylation. The record is from RefSeq and is a predicted model, not a curated record.